This is a messenger RNA of Artibeus jamaicensis (Jamaican fruit-eating bat), 321 nucleotides long. Its product is annotated as ATP synthase subunit f, mitochondrial-like. The record is from RefSeq and is a predicted model, not a curated record. Gene Ontology annotation, molecular function: proton-transporting ATP synthase activity, rotational mechanism. NCBI's taxonomy places the organism in Eukaryota, Metazoa, Chordata, Mammalia, Chiroptera, Phyllostomidae. Gene Ontology annotation, biological process: proton motive force-driven mitochondrial ATP synthesis. The transcript is spliced from 2 exons. Bases 1 to 321 code for a protein of 106 amino acids.
AUGGCGUCGGUCGUACCACUGAAGGGGAAGAGACCCGUGGAUGUCAAACUAGGGGAGCUGCCAGGCUGGAUACUGAUGCGGGAUUUCCCCCCUGGAGGCAUUGCUGGGGCAUUUCAAGGAGGUUGCUAUUGGUAUUACAAGUGUGUCAGUGUGAAGAAAGGGAAUGUUGCUGGAGUUUCGAUGGUGCUGGCAGCUUACGAGCUUUUUAACUACUGCUGUUCUUAUAAGGACCCCAAACAUGACCCUUAUCUUUGCACAGCACCUUUGAAUCUUUUCAUGUUGGAAUCAACGCCUAAUAAAAGACUCAACCAUCGCCUGUAA